CCCCGCCCUCCGCACGCGGUUUCCUGCUCCUCCUUCCUCUCCUAGCUCCAGCUGUUUCUCUGUCUGAGUUCUGUCCCUGUCCCACACAGAACUCUGGACAGAGUGAGGCUGUUAGGAGGUUGCUGGGGGUGCUGUGCUCCGCGGGGCUCAGAGGAAAUCUUGCAUGAAUGGAUGAAAUGCUUCCAAGCAAACAGCCCCUACCAGCACAGCUGUGUGACCCGGAGAAAGAGGCCAGUGCGCGAGCGGCCUGAAGCAACAGGACCCCCCGAGGGGGAGACCCAGGAGAAGGUGUUUCCAGCUGUGCGUAGUGACCAGCUGGCUGGGGACUCACACUGGAGUUCUGUUCUGCAACAGUGAACCGUGAAGGUCUCCAAAGAGAUGGAGUACUACGGCGCUUACAAUGAUUCCAGCAGUUACGAUGAUGAGUACUCUGACGGCUUUGACACCAUUAUGGAUUUGGAGGAGGUGAACCCGCUGGAGACCAAGGUGGUGGCCCGCGUCUUCCUGGUGGUGAUCUACAGCGUGGUGUGCUUCCUUGGGAUCCUAGGCAACGGCCUGGUGAUUGUCAUUGCCACGCUCAAGAUGAAGAAGACAGUGAACACCGUGUGGUUCGUCAACCUGGCAGUGGCUGACUUCCUGUUCAACAUCUUCCUGCCGAUCCACAUCACCUACACUGCCAUGGACUACCACUGGGUGUUCGGGAAGGCCAUGUGCAAGAUCAGCAGCUUUUUGCUCAGCCACAACAUGUACACUAGCGUCUUCCUGCUCACGGUCAUUAGCUUUGACCGCUGCAUCUCUGUGCUGCUUCCUGUCUGGUCCCAGAACCACCGAAGUGUCCGGCUGGCCUACAUGACCUGUGUGGCCGUCUGGGUCCUGGCUUUCUUCUUGAGUUCCCCAUCUCUUAUCUUCCGGGACACGAACCAUGUGCAUGGGAAAACAACUUGCUUCAACAACUUCAGCUUGUCUGCCCCUGAGUCGUUCCCACACUCCACUCACUCCCGAAUGGAUCCUGUAGGGUACAGUAGACACAUGGUGGUCACCAUCACCCGCUUCCUUUGUGGCUUCCUGAUCCCCGUCUGCAUCAUCACGGCUUGUUAUCUCACCAUCGUCUUCAAGCUGCAGCGCAACCGCCUCGCCAAGACCAAGAAGCCCUUCAAGAUCAUCAUCACCAUCAUCGUCACCUUCUUCCUGUGCUGGUGCCCCUACCACACCCUCUACCUGCUGGAGCUCCACCACACAGCGGUGCCGGUCUCUGUCUUCAGCCUGGGACUGCCCCUGGCCACUGCCAUCGCCAUCGCCAACAGCUGCAUGAAUCCCAUUCUCUAUGUCUUCAUGGGGCAUGACUUCAAGAAAUUCAAAGUGACUCUCUUCUCCCGCUUGGUCAAUGCCCUGAGUGAGGACACAGGACCCACCUCUUACCCUAGUCACAGGAGCUUCACCAAGAUGUCAUCACUGAAUGAGAAGCCCUCAGUGAAUGAGAAGGAGACCAGUGCACUCUGAGCCUCACUUGGGAAUGCCCCCAUGGGUGCGGCAGCCCAGGGACACCCAGGGACUUGUCUCCUGAAGUGGGAGACGUGGUGCGAGCCUUUCUGGUAUGCUCCGAUGCCCAGUACAUUUUGUACAAGGUGACUCAUGUUUUGAGUGGGAUUCCAGAGUGUGGACACUCUUCCAGCGAAGUGGAAGGCAGAUCAAUCCGAACCUCUGGAGCGAGAGUAGGGGACCGGCCUUGACUGACUCAGAAGAGGGCAGGGUUCUCCAAAGCCAAGGCCUGAACUGUGAUCAACAUUUAGGUACAAGAUUUCCCUCUGGGGUGGGUGAGGAAGUCAGAGCAAACCCAUUGCACACCUGCUACAGCCACAUGACAGUCAGUCAAUCCAGCAAGCCAACCCCCCACCCCCACCCCGGCAUCCUCCAAGACCUUGACUUUGGAUUUUAGAUGAGCUUGGAAGACCAGGACCUGAGGGGCUGCAUGGAACCCUGCAAGGGCAAGGCGGGCAGGCUGUGGGUGGUGGUGGUAAAGAAAUGGAGGGGAGCAGAAACCCCAGAGGAUAUGGGCGUAGAACAUCUCAGCAGCGUGCCACAGGAAGAUGGUGCUCUAGGUUGUGGAUGCCUGGGGUUCAGGUGGUGGUAGCCCUUUGCUUUAGCGCCUAUACACACCUGGCAUUGUAACCUGAGGCUGGGGUGGGGACUUCUUCACAGAAGUUGUUCAUUCCAUCCCGGGGGCUCUUCUCUCCUUCCCUAGUCCUCCCAACUCUGGCUGGAAGGUCUUAGAAUACACAU
Messenger RNA from Peromyscus eremicus (cactus mouse), 2280 nucleotides. RefSeq names its product chemerin chemokine-like receptor 1 (gene Cmklr1). Gene Ontology annotation, biological process: regulation of calcium-mediated signaling; phospholipase C-activating G protein-coupled receptor signaling pathway; positive regulation of cytosolic calcium ion concentration. Gene Ontology annotation, molecular function: complement receptor activity; G protein-coupled receptor activity. Lineage: Eukaryota; Metazoa; Chordata; Mammalia; Rodentia; Cricetidae. Bases 379 to 1500 code for a protein of 373 amino acids. The transcript is spliced from 3 exons. Gene Ontology annotation, cellular component: plasma membrane. The record is from RefSeq and is a predicted model, not a curated record.